UCUUGUUCUUCAUUGUUUUAUACUUCUGAUCUUUCAUUACUCUUAAGUUUUCCUUUGUUCUUUUCUAGAUUUCUUCCUUAAUUAACUACAAUUGAUAUCAGAGCUUUUUAUUCUUGAGGGACUUGUAUGUGUUCAUUAAUCUGUUUUAGUGAAUUCCAUGGACGGAGAAAUAAGUUUUUCUUCAAUGGCACCACCAUCUUUUAAUGAAGAAAGUUAUCAGAUUUGGGCAGUCAGAAAGCAGACAUAUCUGGAAGCUUUGGAUCUUUGGGAAGCUGUGGAACAUGAUUACGAGAUUGUUCCCUUACCAAACAAUCCCAUAAUCGCGCAGAUUAAAAAUCACAAGGAAAGGAAAACUAUGAAAUCAAAGGCAAAGACAUGCUUGUAUACAACAGUUUCAUCCACCAUCUUUACUCGUAUUACAUCCUUGAAGUCAGCAAAAGAGGUAUGGGAUUAUCUCAAGAAUGAGUAUGAAGGGGAUGAAAGAAUUCGAGAGUUGCAAGUGCUAAAUUUAGUACGUGAGUUUGAGCUGCAAAGAAUGAAGGAAAGUGAAACCAGAAAGGAGUAUUCUGAUCGACUUCUUAAUAUAGCAAAUCGAGUCAGAUUGUUGGGUUCCUCUUUUAACGAUUCAAGGAUUUUUGAUAAAAUCCUUGUAAUAGUACCUGAAAGAUUUGAGGCUACUGUGACAACCUUAGAAAAUACUAAGGACUUGUCCAAAAUUACACUAGCGGAGCUCUUAAGUGCUUUUCAAGCACAAAAGCAACAACGUGUAAUGAGAUAGGAAGGAGUUGUUAAAGGAUCCCUAUUAGUUAAACAUCAAGAUGAUGGAAGAAACAAGAAGAAGUAGAACAAGAAGAUACAAGGACAAAAUAGUGAGAAUUUCGCUAAAAGCAAGAAGGCUAGCUAUCCUCCUUGUCGGCAUUAUGAAAAAAAAUGUCACCCUCAUUUCAGAUGUUGGAGGAGACCUGAUGCAAAAUGCAGCAAGUGCAAUCAACAGGGUCAUGAAGCUGUAAUUUGUAAAGCCAAAAUUCAGCAGCCUGAAGUUGAAGCUCAAGUUGUUGAUUGAGAAGAUCACCUUUUUGUUGCAACUUGUUUCACAAGUUUUGAUUCAAGUAAAAGUUGGUUAAUGGAUAGUGGUUGAUCUAACUACAUGACAUCUGAUAAGAUGUUCAAAAAAUUGUGGAACAGUGAGAAAAAGAAAGUUAGAAUUGGAAAUGGUGAGUGUCUUGCUGUGAAAGGCAAUGGUGUCAUAGCCAUUACCAGUGGCUCUAGAACUAAACUUAUCACAUAUGUUUUGUAUGUACCAGACCUAGAUCGAAACCUUCUCAGUGUUGAUCAAUUAAUGGAAAAUGGAUUCAAUCUGUCCUUCAAAGACAAAACUUGUGUGAUGGAAGAUCCAUCAGGCAAUGAGAUAUUCAAGGUCAAAUGGAGUGGAGGUGUUUCGCGCUUAAUUCUUUCGAAGAAGAGCAGACAAAUUUUCUCCUGACUGACAACUCUACAGAAGUUUGGCAUAAAAGAAUGGGACAUUUUCAUCAUCAAGGUAUGAUGUUCUUGCAAAGAAAGGAACUUAUGAAUUAUCUACGAAGAUUGCAGAAUCGUUGGACAGAUUGCCAAGCAUGUUUACUUGGAAAAAUGAACAGACUGCUUUUCCCCAAAACAAGUUGGAGAGCAUAAAAAAAGCUUCAUCUCAUUCAUACAGACCUAAGUGGACCUCAUAGAACACCAUCUUUAAAUGGUAGUCUUUACUACAUUGUAUUUAUUGAUGAUCUAACAAGACUAACCUGGAUUUUUUUCUUAAAAUUCAAGUCUGAAGUAGCUUAUGUGUUUUGGAAUUUUAAGGCAAAAGUGGAAAAUCAAAGUGGCUGCAAAAUUCAGACUUUAAGGUCUGAUAAUGGGAAGGAGUACACUUCAACUCAGUUCAAAUAACUCUGUAACAAGGCUGGUAUAGAACAUCAACUAACAAUUCCUUAUACUCCACAACAAAAAUGGAGUAAGUGAGCGGAAAAACAAAACUAUAAUAGAGAUGACUAGGUGCAUGCUACAUGAGAAACAUCUACCAAAAAGGUUCUGGGCGGAGGCUGCCAGCACUGCUGUUUAUUUGCAAAAUUGACUUCUUUCUAGAUCUAUGAAGGAUAAAACAUCAUAUGAAACAUGGUAUGGUCAAAAACCCUCAUUGCAAUUUCUCAGAAUUUUUGGCUGCUUGUGUUUCUCUCAUAUACCACAAGUUAAAAGAUAUAAGUUUGACAAGAAGGCAGUUCUUGAUAUCUUUAUAGGCUAUAGUGUUUUCUCCAAAGCAUAUAAGGUCUAUGAACCAUGAACCUCAAACAGAGAAAAUUGUUGUAAGUGGAAAUGUCCACUUCAUUGAGGACAAGCACUGGAACUGAGAGAAGCCUGAAAACAAUCUAACAGUUGACAGUUUAUUAAAUCCAAAAGAUCUAGUAGAUGAUCCUCUUGUUAGAGGCACGCGGUUAAUCUCUGAUAUUUAUCAGAGAUGCAAUACUGCAAUAUGUGAGCCUGCAAGCUAUGAAGAAGCAGAAGGGGAUGACAAAUGGGUGGCAGCAAUGAAGUAGGAAAUGACAGAAAGAUUAUUGGUGUAAAAUGGGUCUUUAGGACAAAGUUGAAUGCUAAUGGUUCCAUUAACAAAUACAAAGCGAGGCUUGUAGUGAAAGGUUACACUCAGAUCUUCGAAUUAGACUACUCAGAAACUUUUGCACUAGUUGAUCGACUUGACACAAUCAGAUUGCUACUAGCUAUUGCAGCAGAAAAAGGUUGGAGAGUUUAACAACUUGAUGUUAAGUCGGCCUUUAUCAAUGGUCUUCUCCAAGAGGAGAUUUAUGUUGAGCAACCAGAUGGCUUUGUUGCCAAGGGGCAAGAAAAUAACAAGAUUGACAAUCAUUUGCUCAGUUUAGGUUUCAAGAAGAGCCUAUCUGAGUCUACACUUUAUAUUAAGUGUUCAGGUGCAGAGAUACUUAUUAUUUCUUUGUAUUUUAACGAUCUGUUUGGCACAGGAAGUAAGGUUUGCCUAAUUGAAGACUUCAAGUUGGAAACGAGGAAGGUCUUUGAAAUAACAAACAUUGGACUAACGGCGCACUUUCUUGGAGUGGAAA
Messenger RNA from Solanum lycopersicum (tomato), 3104 nucleotides. The record is from RefSeq and is a predicted model, not a curated record. NCBI's taxonomy places the organism in Eukaryota, Viridiplantae, Streptophyta, Magnoliopsida, Solanales, Solanaceae.